Molecule: messenger RNA, 1900 nt
Organism: Phalaenopsis equestris
Lineage: Eukaryota; Viridiplantae; Streptophyta; Magnoliopsida; Asparagales; Orchidaceae
Product: DEAD-box ATP-dependent RNA helicase 29
Cellular component (GO): nucleus
Molecular function (GO): RNA helicase activity; RNA binding; ATP binding
Source: RefSeq, a predicted model, not a curated record
UCUUCUCCUCUCCCCGAAACCCUCGCCAACACCGCUCCCCUUCUCCCACUUUCGCCCAAACGCCUUCCAUUCUCUUUACCAAAACCGUCGCCUUCGUGACCUAAUCCUCGCAAUACAGUAUCCAUUAGAGCUAACUGGGAAGCAAAACCUGCCGCUUGAAUAAGCCAGAGGGGGUGGAAUCAUGGGGCGGCGGAUUGUUGAUUCUGAAACUGAAGCUUUGAUGGGGGUGAGUUCAAAAGGGGAGCUUAAGCGCAAGCAGAAGCAACUAAAGAAGGCCAAGUCCGGGGGAUUUGAAUCGUUAGGACUCUGUCCCGAGGUUUACCGGGGGGUUAAGCGCAAGGGCUACCGCGUGCCGACCCCGAUUCAGCGCAAGACGAUGCCUCUGAUCCUCGCAGGUGCCGAUGUGGUCGCCAUGGCGCGUACAGGUUCAGGAAAGACGGCUGCUUUCCUCGUCCCCAUGCUUCAGCGCCUGCGCCAUCAUGUACCUCAAGCAGGCAUUCGCGCUCUCAUACUCUCUCCAACCAGAGACCUUGCCAUUCAGACUUUAAAAUUCACCAAGGAGCUUGGAAGAUAUACUGAUCUUCGCACUUGUUUGCUAGUUGGUGGAGACAGUAUGGAAAACCAAUUUGAGACAUUAACGCAAAGUCCAGAUAUUAUAAUUGCAACUCCGGGACGGCUCAUGCAUCAUCUAUCUGAGGUGGAGGGGAUGACUUUACGAUCAGUAGAAUAUGUAGUAUUUGAUGAAGCUGAUUCGCUCUUUGAUAUGGGAUUUUCUGAACAACUACACAAAAUAUUGCUGCAAUUAAGCGACACCCGUCAAACUUUACUUUUCAGCGCUACAUUGCCUAGUGCACUUGCAGAUUUUGCCAAGGCUGGCUUGCGCGAGCCUCACCUUGUCCGACUCGAUGUGGAGUCUCGAAUCAGUCCUGAUCUCAAGACCAAUUUUUUCACAUUACGGAACGAAGAAAAGAUUGCUGCUUUAUUGUAUCUAGUGAGGGAAGUGAUAAGUUCUGAUCAACAAACAUUGAUUUUCGUUUCAACAAAGCACCAUGUGGAGUUUCUAAAUUCUCUAUUUAGAGAAGAGGGCAUUGAGCCUUCUGUUUCAUAUGGUGAUAUGGAUCAGGAUGCACGAAAGAUUCAUAUUUCCAAAUUCAGGGCGAGGAAGACGAUGAUGCUCAUUGUGACCGAUGUUGCAGCCAGGGGACUUGACAUCCCCUUACUCGAUAAUGUAGUGAACUGGGAUUUUCCUCCAAAGCCUAAAAUUUUUGUUCAUAGAGUGGGCCGUGCAGCUCGAGCAGGAAGAACAGGCACUGCUUACUCUUUCGUCACACCAGAUGAUAUGCCUUACCUGUUAGACCUUCAUCUCUUUCUUUCAAAGCCUCUUAGAGCGGCUCCAACGGAGGAUGAGGUUAUUCGUGAUAUGGAUGGGGUUUAUUCAAAGCUCGAUCGAGCAAUUGCCAAUGGAGAAACAGUUUACGGUCGAUUUCCGCAGACAAUUUUGGAUCUUGCUUCUGAUAGGAUGAAAGAGAUUAUUGACGGGUCUGCGGAACUUAUAGCUUUGCAGAAAUCUUGCUCUAAUGCAUUUCGUUUGUAUUCGAAGACAAAACCGUUACCUUCGAAAGAAUCCAUUAGGAGGGCAAAGGAUUUAAGUCAUGAAGGUCUUCACCCAAUUUUUAAGGAUGUAUUGGGAUCCAAUGAACUGGUAGCUUGUGCUUUUUCUGAGCGUUUGAAAGCAUACAGACCAAAGAAAACCAUUUUAGAGGCAGAAGCAGAAGCUGUCAAAUCAAAAAACUUACAGAGUUCCAAUCAAUUGCUUGACAUAAUGAGGAAAAAAAGAGCUGUUCAUGAAGAGGUGAUCAAUCUAGUGCAACAGAAAAGGAUUAUUGCUGCAGCACCCAAG